This is a messenger RNA of Leishmania major strain Friedlin, 669 nucleotides long. RefSeq lists its product as hypothetical. Gene Ontology annotation, cellular component: 90S preribosome; nucleolus. Lineage: Eukaryota; Euglenozoa; Kinetoplastea; Trypanosomatida; Trypanosomatidae. Gene Ontology annotation, biological process: maturation of SSU-rRNA from tricistronic rRNA transcript (SSU-rRNA, 5.8S rRNA, LSU-rRNA). The record is from RefSeq and is a predicted model, not a curated record. The transcript has a single exon. The coding region runs from base 1 to 669 and encodes 222 amino acids.
AUGAGCGACGACGGCCCUCCACCGGUGCAUGACGCACAUAAGCGGCCGCGUCGGACGACGUCGUCGCGUGGAGCCGGCCGCAGCGUCAAGGCCGCAUCGUCUGCCACGUGCGCGGUGGCGCAGCGGCGUGCUGACCCACGUUUUGACCCGAUGUUCGGACGCGCGGAUAGACGCAUGUUCGAGCAGAAUUACGGCUUCCUGCGCGAGGCGGAGGCAAAGGAAGAGGCGGAGCGGCGCUUCCGCAUCCAGUGCCUCAGGUGCGUCAUUCGCCGCUGCGAGCUGGAGGAGGCCGGCGAGGACCUCGACGAGUACGACUUGUCCGACUACGAGCAGGAGGUCUUCGGCGAGGACCAUCAGCGCGAGCUGCGGGAGAUGAAGCUGACACCGCCACAGCGGCUCUACGCGGAACUUGAGCAGCUUCAGCGCGCUUCGCAGCUGUACGUGUCCAAGACGCGCGAUGCCUCCGUCAAGGAUCGGCGAUCCAGCGUGAAGAAGGAGCUUCUGCGGAAGGAGGUGGUGGCUGUGAAGGCCGGCAGAAAGGCAAGGCCGUACUUCCCGAAGCGUGCCGAGGUAAAGCGUGCGAUGACGGCAGACACCUUCUCGCGCCUCAACGACAAGGGCGGGAAGGCCGCGGUGGAUCGCUACGUCAUUCGCAAGCGCAAAAAAUAG